Molecule: messenger RNA, 1257 nt
Organism: Stereum hirsutum FP-91666 SS1
Lineage: Eukaryota; Fungi; Basidiomycota; Agaricomycetes; Russulales; Stereaceae
Product: Clavaminate synthase-like protein
Exons: 9
Coding region: 82-1164 (360 amino acids)
Source: RefSeq, a predicted model, not a curated record
CGACAGAACGACUCACUGCGCAGACCUUCCUAUCAUUGGAGCCACAUUCCUCUCGAAAGCUAAAUCCCCACGGCUGUUUUAAUGUCGCCCGCUAGAGUCACUGAACCGGUCGUUUUUACGCCAGAGGGCGCCGUAUCAAUCUCCUACAACACUCUUGUCUCCUCUCCACUCUCUCUAACGGACGCCAUCGAAAAGGCUUUCGGAUCUCAUCCGGAUUCCUUGGGGAUUAUCGUCGUUCGUGAUCUGCCGGCAGAAUACAAGACCUACAGGGAACGGCUUCUGCUUCUCUCUAGUGAUUUCGCCCAUCUCGACGAAUCCACGAGAGAGAGUUAUGCUGACAGCAAAAGCAGCUAUAGUUUCGGGUGGUCGCAUGGAAAGGAAAUCAUGAAUGGGAGGCCAGAUACGCUCAAGGGCUCGUACUAUGCGAAUCCGGUCGUGGACAGUCCAUCUGUAUCCGCGGAUCUUCAACAACAGUACCCUGAGUACUACGGCACCAACAUCUGGCCAAAGAGCGAUGAGGCCGGGGUAGAGAACUUUGAAUCGGCGUUCAAGGACCUUGGAAAAUUUAUCUUCGACGUCGGAUGCAAGCUAGCAGGCGCUUGCCAGCCAUUUGCUUCAUCACACUUGACCGACUCAUCACUCUCACUCGCGAAGUUGAUCAGCUCCUCCCAGACUACCAAAGCUCGCCUUCUGCAUUACUUUCCUCCAUCUCCGGAGAAUCCUCUCCCGAAGGAAGAUGAACCCAUUGACAGCUGGUGUGGCUUCCACCUCGACCACUCGCUUCUGACUGGUCUUUGCUCCGCCAUGUAUCUUGAACACAACCCGCACGCUAAACCCAGCAUAGUCUCCGCUCCCUCUCCCUCCUCCGGCCUCUAUAUUCGUAGCCGCGGGGGAAAUCUAACCAAAGUCUCCAUUCCUGUCGACUGUCUCGCUUUCCAAACUGGCGAAGCCCUUGAGCUAGCCACGAAUGGUCAACUUCGUGCCACUCCGCAUUGCGUUCGUGUUGGUGAUGGAGGCGCGCACGCGGAGAAGGUGUCCAGGGAGACAUUUGCGCUUUUCAUGCAGCCUGAUGUGGACCAGAAGAUCGGGGAGAGCGAAACGUUUGGGCAGUUUAGUAAGAGGAUAUUCGAGGAGCACUAUGAUGGCAAGUCGGAGGGAAAAUAACAAACGAUCGUGCGCCAAUGUAGAUGUAAACACUUGUAUUUCUCUUAGUUAUCAGGCUGUACUGUUUUCGUAUGGGCAUAAAUUGGGAUUAUG